AAAAAAUAUCCCAAACUGUCAUCUAAAAAAAAUUUGACAGCAAAAAAAAAUACCCGCCUUUCGCUACUACAGAAUAUAAAAAAUAUACAACCAAAACAAUGGGUUCAGCUACAAAAGUUGGAGAGAUAUUUACGGCGGCCGGCCAAGCAUUCAAUCGUCUAGGAGAAUUAACAAUGCAAUUACAUCCCAGUUCUGACUCACCAUCAGGGAGCAAAUGGACAGAUGAAGAAAUCGAAAUGUUGCACUCAUCGAUAACCCGUUUCUCCGAAGAUCUAAGCAAAAUAAGCUUACGAAUUAAAAACCGAACAGUAUCACAAAUACGUCAGACACUGAAAAAGAAAGCCUACGAAGAUGCUGGAAUCCCAGCUAAACAAGUCCCAGCCAGCCAAGUCCAACACAUCCUCCAGGCGCAACCUGUCCAAAUCCAACAACAACCGCAGACUUCUCACCAACAACCAAAACUCAUACAACAGCAAGUAAUCAUCCAACAGGCGCCAAUGACAGUCAGUUCGCAAUUGCAACAGCUUCCACAGACUAUACAAACUCAACCCCAUCAGUCACCUCAAACAGUCACUAUUCAACAACUGCAGCAGGUGAAAACGGAGCCGGUGGUUGUGGACAAUAGUGCAACUGGACUGAUGACUGGGACAAAGUCUGGCGACAUGAUGAUGACCCUCAAUCGAUUGAAUACACAAGAGAACGAAGUCGAUGUGGAAUGUCUGCCAUCUGACGUUAAAUUGGAGUUUACCGGUGAGGAGGUGGCCGGGUGAAAUCCAGCCCAAUAUGACGAAUAUUAUUUCUUCAAAAAGUAAAAAAAAAAUGACCCCUUGCGUUGUGACCCCCAGCACUAAACUCACGUCGGACCCCGAAAUAAACCCCAAUCCAAACUCUAUCUCGACAAAUUAUUUUGGCUUUCUUUAAUUAGUUUAUUAUUGUCUAAGUAUUAUUGUGUAAAAAAAAAAUAAUGAAUCCCGUUUGAUUACAAUUUAUAUAACGGCAAAAUUUAUCUUGUACAAAUAAAAAAUAUCCUAAAUAAUGUAAUUGGUUAUGACCUCUUAUUAAUUAAACCCUUUAAAAUCAAA
Molecule: messenger RNA, 1082 nt
Organism: Episyrphus balteatus (marmalade hoverfly)
Lineage: Eukaryota; Metazoa; Arthropoda; Insecta; Diptera; Syrphidae
Product: chromatin complexes subunit BAP18
Exons: 4
Coding region: 99-770 (223 amino acids)
Cellular component (GO): NURF complex; MLL1 complex
Source: RefSeq, a predicted model, not a curated record